GCCCUCCAAGUCUCUCCGUUUCUGGCCCCCCUUCUACUACUCCAUUCAGGAGACUCUUCGAAUUGAAAGACCUCGUUAUUGUACUCGAACGCCCCUCCGUCGUUCAGCAACCAUGCCUGCUCCCAUCGAGCAGCCCUCCGAGCCCGUCGUGCUCGUGCGCGACCCCGAGGACGAUGAGAGCUACGUGAUCUCUGCCUACGAAGGCCACGCCGACCACUGCACUCGAUGCGCAGACCCGAUGACCGCGUACGAAGAGAAGCGCUCGCUCUGCAAGCGUGGUGCCCAGUAUGCCCGCGACGUGACCGAAUACCUCCGCAGCAAGAACGGAAAGAUCUACUCCGUUGUUGACCUUGAGCGCAACCGAUCCACCCUGGUCAGGGUGCCCCUGAAGUGCGUCGCUGUUCGCCAGCUGCUCCUAGCAAUCGAAAAUGGUCUGCGUGUGAACACCAAGGAGGAAGUCACCGCUCGCGAGCGGCCGAUAAUCAGCCAUGAACCAGCCCCUGUCCGCCGGACUGCCACUCAGGAGGAUGUGGCCUGCACUGCAAUCAUUGAGCGAGAGCCACGCUCUCUGAGGCGUCACCGGGUCAUUGUCUACACCUCUCCGCGGAGCUCUCCCAGCCGUGGGUCUCUGUAUGAGGCCGACGCCGCUGACCGCAUUGCGCGUGUCAACCGGUCCUCGCGCAUCUACCGGCCGAGCGACUACUACCGCUGAGGGACAUGAGCAGAGCUUCUGAUGCAUUCAUUAAGGUUUCACGCAUGCGCAAUUGUGGAUAUUUCUGCGGUGCAGACAAGUCACCAUUAUUAUCACCGACCCGGCCCCGUCGCAGCAAAGGCUAGACCAGCCUGCGACACUGGCACGAGCCAGACCCAUGUCCGAUAGUAGCCAGCUUAUCUAUGGGUCCUCGGGGAUAUUUAUACCCCGCCUAGAGAUUGGCUACAUCCUUGUUGGAGGAACUGGAUUCCUUGCUUACUGUUCUGUUACCGACCUGCUGUCUGAUUCUAUCCUAUCCUGUUU
Aspergillus costaricaensis CBS 115574 is the source of this 1015-nucleotide messenger RNA. RefSeq lists its product as uncharacterized. The record is from RefSeq and is a predicted model, not a curated record. The transcript has a single exon. The coding region runs from base 113 to 712 and encodes 199 amino acids. NCBI's taxonomy places the organism in Eukaryota, Fungi, Ascomycota, Eurotiomycetes, Eurotiales, Aspergillaceae.